This is a messenger RNA of Raphanus sativus (radish), 1544 nucleotides long. Its product is annotated as aspartyl protease UND. The coding region runs from base 175 to 1476 and encodes 433 amino acids. Gene Ontology annotation, biological process: proteolysis. NCBI's taxonomy places the organism in Eukaryota, Viridiplantae, Streptophyta, Magnoliopsida, Brassicales, Brassicaceae. Gene Ontology annotation, molecular function: aspartic-type endopeptidase activity. The record is from RefSeq and is a predicted model, not a curated record. Gene Ontology annotation, cellular component: extracellular region. The transcript has a single exon.
CAGAGUUAUAUGUGUUCAACUUCGGUUGGUAAAAUCAAUGAAUCAUGCAAGAAAAGAAUCCUCUCCAUACUAAAAAGAAGUUCACACAAAGACAGAGAGUCGAUGCCUUUGGUUUUCUCAACUCCUACUAAAAGGAUUUUAAGAAGAAAAAAAAACUAAUUUCGUGAUCAUCAAAUGACUAUCUCGCUAACAUUGCGUACCACCAUUCUUAUCUUCCUAAUCGCAUUCACGUGCUCCAACCGAUGCACAUCGCAUCCCCGACUUGCGCCAAGGCUACUACACUCAAAAUCAAACAAAAUUCAAGAAUCACCAAAGAAAAAUACAGGUUACUUGCAUUCCAAGCCACCUCCCGCUUCCCGUCUAGAUAACAAGUGGACCACAGACGCAGUGAGUAUCAUCUCACAUAUAACUCCUAUCACACGUCCAGCAGCAUUCCUCGCGAACAUCUCUAUAGGCAACCCACCAGUCCCACAACUUCUACUCAUAGACACAGGUAGUGACUUGACUUGGAUCCAAUACCUUCCCUGUAAAUGUUACCCUCAGUCAAUCCCAUUUUACCGACCUUCAAGAUCUUCCACUUACCGUGACGCUUCGUGCGAAUUCGCACCACACGCCAUGCCCCGAAUCUCCCACGACGAAAGGACCAAAACUUGCCAAUACUACCUCCUUUACCGCGACAAUUCAAGCACUAGAGGUACCUUAGCUGAAGAAAAGCUCACGUUUCAGACAUCAGACGACGGUUUGGUCUCUAAACAAAACAUUGUAAUAGGCUGCGGACAAGACAACUCCGGUUUUACUCAGUACAGCGGCGUGCUAGGUUUAGGUCCAGGUAAGUUCUCCAUAGUAACCCGCAACUUCGGCUCUAAAUUCUCUUACUGCUUCGGUAGCUUAACCGAUCCGACCAACCCGCACAACAUUCUUAUCCUCGGAGACGGCGCCAGAACCGAAGGCGAUCCAACCCCUUUACGUAUAUUCCAAGACCGUUACUACCUUGACCUCCAAGCAAUCUCCUUAGGUCAUAGACUUCUCGACAUCAAACCCGAUGUUUUCGAGAGAUAUGGCUCCCAAGGAGGGACCGUCAUCGACACGGGUUGCUCACCGACGAUCCUAGCUAGAGAAGCUUACGACACACUCUUCGAAGAAAUCGAUUUUAUUCUAGGAGAUGUACUCACACGCGUUAAAGAUUGGGAUCAGUACACGAAGCCUUGCUAUGAAGGGAAUAUGAAACUUGAUCUCUUAAAGUUUCCCGUCGUCACGUUUCAUUUCGCCGGCGGCGCUGAGCUGACGUUAGACUUUGAGAGUUUGUUUGUUGAAAGUGACAAUGGAGAUAGAUUUUGCUUGGCCUUGAGUAUGAACACGUUCGAUGAUAUGAGUGUUAUUGGUGCCAUGGCUCAGCAGCAUUAUAAUGUUGGUUAUGAUCUUCUAACCAUGAAUGUUUAUUUCCAGAGAACUGAUUGUGAGAUUCUUGAUUCCUAACAUAAAAAAAGAUCUCUUCAAUUGAUAUUUUUUAGAAAGAUUAGUAGGUAAUUAACAGAUAUAAUGCA